Mastomys coucha (southern multimammate mouse) is the source of this 1198-nucleotide messenger RNA. RefSeq names its product ferritin heavy chain 1 (gene Fth1). Gene Ontology annotation, molecular function: ferric iron binding; ferrous iron binding. The record is from RefSeq and is a predicted model, not a curated record. NCBI's taxonomy places the organism in Eukaryota, Metazoa, Chordata, Mammalia, Rodentia, Muridae. The transcript has 4 exons. The coding region runs from base 497 to 1045 and encodes 182 amino acids. Gene Ontology annotation, cellular component: cytoplasm. Gene Ontology annotation, biological process: iron ion transport; intracellular iron ion homeostasis.
AGGGACGUCCUGUGGGACUUGAAAGUCAUCCCCAUUGGUACCCUCUGUCCCCAUCUGGGACCCAGAUGCCUCGGCUGUACGGCCGGCUCCCGCUAUGCCCGCCCCGGGCCACAGAAACAGCCCGCUCGUUGCCAGGCACCGCUCUUGCAGAAGCUCAGAGUCCCUAGCGUCGCCUCAGACACACACAGGCUCCUCCCCGCGCGCGCCCAGCGGGUUUGGGCAGCUUGCCCACAGGAAGAGGCGGGGCUGGGCGGUCCGCCGCGCUGAUUGGCCAGAGUGCGCCUGACGCAGGAUCCCGCUAUAAGUGCGGCCCGCUCUCCCCCAGCGCCAGACGUUCUCGCCCAGAGUCGCCGCGGUUUCCUGCUUCAACAGUGCUUGAACGGAACCCGGUGCUCGACCCCCUCCGACCCCCGCCGGCCUCUUCGAGCCUCAGCCCAUUGCAACUUCGUCGUUCCGCCGCUCCAGCGUCGCCACUGCGCCUCGCCCCGCCGCCACCAUGACCACCGCGUCUCCCUCGCAAGUGCGCCAGAACUACCACCAGGACUCGGAGGCUGCCAUCAACCGCCAGAUCAACCUGGAGUUGUAUGCCUCCUACGUCUAUCUGUCUAUGUCUUGUUAUUUUGACCGAGAUGAUGUGGCUCUGAAGAACUUUGCCAAAUACUUUCUCCACCAAUCUCAUGAGGAGAGGGAGCAUGCUGAGAAGCUGAUGAAGCUGCAGAACCAGCGAGGUGGCCGAAUCUUCCUGCAGGAUAUAAAGAAACCAGACCGUGAUGACUGGGAGAGUGGGCUGAACGCAAUGGAGUGUGCACUGCACUUGGAAAAGAGUGUGAAUCAGUCACUACUGGAACUACACAAACUGGCUACUGACAAGAAUGAUCCCCACUUGUGUGACUUCAUUGAGACUCAUUACCUGAAUGAACAGGUGAAAUCCAUUAAAGAACUGGGUGACUACGUGACCAACCUACGCAAGAUGGGGGCCCCUGAAUCUGGCAUGGCAGAAUAUCUCUUUGACAAGCACACCCUGGGACACAGUGAUGAGAGCUAAGCUGACUUCCCCAAAGCCACGUGACUUUACUGGUCACUGAGGCAGUGCAUGCAUGUCAGGCUGCCUUUAUCUUUUCUAUAAGUUGCACCAAAACAUCUGCUUAAGUUCUUUUAAUUUGUACCAUUUCUUCAAAUAAAGAAUUUUGGUACCCAG